This is a messenger RNA of Trichoplax adhaerens, 3081 nucleotides long. RefSeq lists its product as uncharacterized. The record is from RefSeq and is a predicted model, not a curated record. Lineage: Eukaryota; Metazoa; Placozoa; Uniplacotomia; Trichoplacea; Trichoplacidae. Gene Ontology annotation, biological process: N-glycan processing; carbohydrate metabolic process. The transcript has 24 exons. Gene Ontology annotation, molecular function: alpha-glucosidase activity; carbohydrate binding. The coding region runs from base 1 to 2844 and encodes 947 amino acids.
AUGCAAUCUUUAUUUUUUCUGUGUCUAAAUUCUAAAUUAAGGUUAUUAUUGGUUACCGCUAUUGUAAUCAUUGCUGUUAAUGGAGUAGAUCGGAGCAAUUUCAAAACGUGCAACGAUAGUAGUUUUUGCAAACGCAACAGAGAAAUUAGCCCUAAUCAAUCUCCAUACAAUGUUGUAGAUGAUUCAAUUAGCAUUCAGGGAUCUAAAAUAAGCUUCGAUAUAAAAAACCAGGCAAAUGAUGCUCUUUUAGCAGCUACUGUUGCUGUAUUACGUAAUGGUAAGGCUAGAUUAAGGAUCAAGGAAAAGAAUCCUAUGUAUCCGAGAUACGAAGUAGAAGAUAUUCUAAUUAAAGAACCGGACGAAGAGACCGGGGUCUUGGCUAAUCGCGAUGAUCAGGGUAUCCAGCUUAAUUUCAGAGAUAAACAACUUAUUUUGACACUGAAACCCUUCAGAAUCGAUUUUCUCGUUAAUAACACUUUGGUCAUAAGUGUCAACUCUCGUGGUUUAAUGAACUUUGAAAACUAUAGAAAAAAGCAUAAACCAGCUGAUGAAAGCACUAAGGAAGGUAGUGAAAAUAGUGAGGCAGUAAAUCAAGUUUCAAGUGAAACUGAGGACGUCCCCGCUGUAGAUGAGAAUCUGGCCGAUAAAGUUGGCCAAAGAGAUGAAGAAUUGAAAGGAUUGUGGGAGGAAACUUUUAAAAGCCAUUCAGAUUCAAAACCGAAGGGUCCCAGUUCAGUAGGUUUGGAUUUUUCAUUUCCUGGAGUCGAACACGUAUAUGGAAUUCCUGAACAUGCAGAUAGCCUAGCGCUGAAAUCGACCUCUGGUGGCGAUCCUUAUCGAUUGUAUAACUUGGAUGUAUUUGAAUAUGAGAUCGAUAAUCCUAUGGCAUUAUAUGGAUCAAUUCCUUUUAUGUUAGCCCAUUGUGCAAAAUCAACGGUUGGACUUUUCUGGAUGAAUGCCGCCGAAACUUGGAUUGAUAUCGAUUCAAAUAAAGCCAAAGAUUCGAUCCUAAGCCGCUUCGCGUCUAUGCUAAAAGGCAAUGAGGAAAUGCCACAAAUUGACACUCAUUGGUUUUCUGAAAGUGGCAUUAUCGACGUCUUUUUUAUGUUUGGACCUAGACCUAAUGAUGUGUUUGAACAGUAUGCAAGCUUGACUGGACCAACUUAUUUACCUCCGUUAUUUGCUAUAGCUUAUCACCAGUCAAGAUGGAACUAUAAUGAUGAAGAAGAUGUUCGAAGUGUGGACUCUAAAUUUGAUGAGCAUGAUAUUCCAUAUGAUGUUCUUUGGCUUGAUAUCGAACAUACCGAUGGAAAAAAAUACUUUACGUGGGAUUCUACGAAAUUUCCUAACCCUGAAGAUAUGCAGAAAAGUCUUGCAGCUAAAGGGCGUAAGAUGGUCACAAUUGUCGAUCCACAUAUUAAAAGGGAUAGUGGUUACGGUAUUGAUCAGGAUGCUUCGAAUCAAGGACGUUAUGUAAAGAACAAAGAUGAUAACGUUUACGAGGGCUGGUGUUGGCCAGGAUCAUCAUCGUGGAUUGAUUUUAUAAACCCUGAACAUCGAGAUUGGUGGGCCUCCAGAUUUAAUCUUGAUAAUUACCCGGGUUCAACCAAUUCGCUUUUCAUCUGGAACGAUAUGAAUGAACCCUCAGUUUUUAACGGUCCAGAGAUUACUAUGCAUAAAGAUGCAAAGCACUUUGGAGGUUGGGAACAUCGCGAUGUCCACAAUAUAUUUGGACUUUAUGCGCAUAAAGCCACGGCUGAUGGUUUAAUUGCCCGAUCAGGAUUCAAAGAAAGGCCAUUUGUACUGUCGCGUGCUUUUUUUGCCGGAUCUCAGCGUUUUGGUGCUAUUUGGACUGGGGAUAAUACCGCUUCAUGGGAGCACUUAAAAAUCUCACUCCCAAUGAUUAUGAGCAUCAGUAUAGCUGGAUUACCAUUUGCUGGUGCUGACGUCGGUGGCUUUUUCAAAAAUCCUGAUGAAGAACUUCUUGUCAGGUGGUAUCAAACAGCGUCUUAUCAACCGUUUUUCCGUGCACAUGCACACAUUGAUACCCGUAGAAGAGAACCGUGGUUGCUAGCUGAGGCGAAUAUGAAUAUCGUACGUGAUGCAAUCCGUACUAGAUAUGCAUUAUUACCGUUUUGGUACACACUCUUUUAUCAAGCUUCUGUCAAGGGAGGAACAAUAAUAAGACCUUUGUUUACCGAGUAUCCAGAAGAUGUGUCGACAUUUGCGAUGUCUGAUGAGUAUCUAAUCGGAUCUGAUCUAUUAGUAAAACCAAUUACUGAUGCCAGUGCAUCUAGUACUAGCAUAUACUUGCCUGGAAAUAACGAGCUAUGGUACGAUAUCGAAAAUUAUAAAUGGUUUACUGGUCCUCGUAGUAUUUCUAUGAGUGUUUCGCUUAAUAAGAUUCCAGUCUUUCAACGCGGCGGAAGUAUUGUUCCACGGAAAGAGCGAAUUCGGCGUUGUUCGUCCUUGAUGUACGACGACCCAUAUACGUUAACAGUCGCGCUUAAUAGAAAAGCUCAAGCUUUAGGACAGUUAUACAUUGAUGAUGGCCAUAGUUUUGAUUAUUCUAAGGGUGAAUUUAGCCUACGAAAAUUUACGUAUGAGGACAACGUCCUCUCUUCGAGGCCUGGCAGUGCGUAUGGGAAUUAUAAGACAAAUUCCUGGUUAGAGAAAAUUGUUGUCUUAGGAAUGAAAAAUAAACCGUCUAAAAUAUCUGUAUCUGGAAAAAAUUCCACACCUCGUAAAUUGAAGUUUAAAUAUGAUCGCGAAAAUAGACGCUUAACUGUAAAGAAACCUGAAGUGAAUAUAGUUGACGAUUGGGAAAUUAAUUUUAAAUUUUAAUGGAUUUCAAUAUAAUAUUUUAUGUGUUUUGAUUUUUGGGCUUUAGUUCUGUGCAUUUUUGCGUGCUCUGUGAAUUAUCAUUAUUUGUAGGAUUGAAUGAAGAGAGUGUACUCAGUAGCGUAAUCAAUUACGAGUCAUACGUACAAGUGGUACCAUUUUGUUCUAAAAGUUGUCAACACGUGGGUGUCUUGAACAAUUUUUCAUGCUCGAUGUCAUUUAAUUAUUCUAAUAAACGAG